Molecule: messenger RNA, 6899 nt
Organism: Loxodonta africana (African savanna elephant)
Lineage: Eukaryota; Metazoa; Chordata; Mammalia; Proboscidea; Elephantidae
Gene: CD274
Product: CD274 molecule
Exons: 7
Coding region: 230-1159 (309 amino acids)
Biological process (GO): positive regulation of T cell proliferation; cellular response to lipopolysaccharide; T cell costimulation
Cellular component (GO): external side of plasma membrane
Source: RefSeq, a predicted model, not a curated record
AGGAGGAAACUUCCAGCCACGAAGGAAGAAAGUCGGACUUUCCAGCUGGUCUUUUAGGGUCUGGCCGGCCCUGUUGGGCAGAGGUGGGGCUGGACGUGACUCCACCCGGCUCCCCGGGGCCACAUUAGUGUGCGGCGGCCCCACAGGUUGCACUCAGGCUCCGUCUGGCACAGCGUCCCCGCGGCCUCCCGCGUCUCCGUCUCUGCGCAGCGCAGGUCAUUACAGAAAGAUGAGGAUAUUAAAUGUCCUUACAUUCAUGACCUACUCACAUUUCCUGAAUGCAUUUACCAUCAGUGUUCCCAAGGACCUACAUGUGGUAGAGUACGGCAAGAAUGUGACGAUGGAAUGCACAUUCCCUGUAGGAAAGCAAUUAAACUUGACUGUGUUAGUUGUCUACUGGGAAAAGGGGGAUAAAAAAAUUAUUCAGUUUGUGGAUGGGGAGGAAGACCUGAAGGUGCAGCACAGCAGCUACAGCCAGAGGGCCCAGCUGCUGAAGGACCAGCUUGCCCUGGGAAAGGCCGUGCUUCAGAUCACGGAUGUGAAAUUGCGGGAUGCAGGGGUUUACCGCUGCCUGAUCAGCUACGGUGGUGCCGACUACAAGCGGAUUACUUUGAAAGUCAAUGCCCCGUACAGCAAAAUCAACCAAAGAGUUUCUGUGGAUCCAGUCACCUCGGAGCAUGAGCUAACAUGCCAGGCUGAGGGUUACCCUGAGGCUGAGGUCAUCUGGACCAACAGUGACCACCAAGUCCUGAGAGGCAAGACCACCAUCACCAAGGGACAGGAGGAGCUUUUCAAUGUGACCAGCACACUGAGAGUCAACACGACAGCCAAGGAGGUCUUCCACUGCACUUUCCAGAGAGCAGGUCCCGAGGAGAACAGUACGGCUGAGUUGGUCAUCCCAGAACCACCUAGCAUAUCUCUACCAAGUAAGAGGACUCACUUGAUACUUCUGGGAGCCGUCCUGUUGUUCCUUGGUGUCCUGAUGACAGUCAUCUUCUACCUGAAAAGAAAUGUGAGAAUGAUGAAUGUGGAAAAAGGUGGCAUCGGAGAUAUGGACUCACAGAAGCAAAAUGCAGGGAUUCUCCGCCUGUGGUCUGGAAGCUUGUCCAGGUACAGCACGACUAGGGACGGAUGGGCGAGCAGGCUGCAGAUGGCAUAGGACUGGGAAGGCCCACACGCUCGCUCCAAAUGGAACCUGGGGAAAAAGAAGGAGGAGAACAGAGAAAGAUGGAGGAGAAAGGGUAGCCUGGAAGGAAAACAUGUUACUUCAGAAAGACUGGGAGACCCAUCGGCGCAGGGGCCAGGGAGAAAAGAUACUUCUGAGCGCCGAGCCUCCAUCGUUCAUUCACCCCGGGAGAACGAACGGGCUGAGGAUCACUGAUUUAAUGGUCAGUUGCUACGGAAGAUCCUUUUUCUCCAAGCGACACUGCUAGCUGUCUUCUUUGUGACUGAGUGUCCCACUGAUGCAGCAGUAUUUAUGUAUGAAUGUUGACUAUUUAUUUUGAGUCUGCGGGGUCUUCUUGUCAUGAGUGUGGCUGUGAAUGAUUGCUUUUGAAGAUACAUUGUGGUAGAUGUUAAAAUUUUGUCACCAAGUUAAACUCGCUGCUUAAUGAAUUGUUCCCAUCUAGUGAUAGUAAAACAUAUAGUGAUUGGAAGGUGCUUGGUAUCCUAUAGAACGGAUGGUAUAAAUGGAAGCACAGGGAACAAACCAUUGACCUUUAUAGAAUCUUACUUUAUUUUACCCAUUGAUGGUCCAUGAACUGGAAUAACCCUAGUCUCAGAGCUCAAGUGUCCGUUGCAGUAUCUGUGCUGUUCAGAUAUCAGCUUUACAACUAUGUGGUACUCCAUGCAUAUACUCUAUCUCAUUUAGUCACUGUAACAGCCCACUUGUGGUAAGCACUGUUAUUAUGCCCACUUUACCAAUGCGGAACCAGAGAGAGAAAACAACUUUCCUGAGCCUUAGAGUUACACGGCUACCAUGCCCUGUUCUUUUUAGAAUACAAUCUGCAGGUGAAGUUUACCUUGAGCAAUUCAUUCCCUGGACAACCAUUUACCAAGUGCCAGGCAUUGAGUGCACAGUGCUGAGAAGACAAAGUACCUGCCCUCCAGGAGCUCCUAGCCUGGUGGGGAGAAAGACAAGCAUAUUUAUUACAAGUUAGUGCAGCCAUAUGGUAUGAGAUGUUGGGGGAGAACGGUGGCGUGAGGGCAAAAGGCUAGAGGAACGGAGAGAGAUGGAAACCACUUCAGGUGGCCGUCAGUGUGCACCCGGACAGAUGAAUGUACUUAAACAUUUUAAUAAUCAAAGCACUUUUCGUUUAUGAGGACUGUGGGAAAUAACUCUUGAGUUCUUUUUGUGUGAUUAUAUUUAUUCCUAUUUAUUUGCCUUCAUCAUACAAUCUGAUGCUUAUUUAUACGGCGCUAUGAGUCGGUAUCAACUCGACGGCACUGAGUUGGGUAGUAGUAUUAUUGAGCAAUUCUUUCUUUUUUAUUUAAAUGUGAUGGGAUUUUAAAUCUAUGCAUUCCAAAAGUCCAGUAAGAGACUGUGAAAAAUCUCCAUUCCAUCCAGUUUCCCUUUCCUGAUGCAUCCAAUGUGGCCUAUUUUCUGAUAUAUUCUUCUGAAAAUAUUCCAUGAAUGUAUAUGAAAAUGUAUGUGUAUAUAUAUAUUUUUUUUUUCUUUUUGCCUCAACUCACAUAGGUGGUAAUGUAUUCGGCACUUGCUCUGCACUUUGCUUUUUCAUGUAAUACAUUAUGCUGUCUGUAGCAGCCAGAUCCAAACUCGAAGCUUCCAGAAGUCAGGGACCAUGUCUUAUUUGUUUUUAGAUCAGCUUUUCCAUAGCUCCUCUAGUACCCUCCAUGAUGCUUAGAAUAUGCUAAGUACAAACAGCAUAUGCAUUUAGACAGCCUGAUGUACUUGCUCUGUGACUGUGGUGGGAUUGGGUGUAUGUUGGAUUUGCUCAAAGUGAGACUAUGGGUCCCCCAAGGUCCAUUGGGCCAAUCUAGUCCUUAGGAAAAAAGAACAAUCUUAUUAUUAACCCUGUAUGAUGGAGCUGGAGUCCCUGGGUGGUGUAAACAGUUAACACACUCAGCUGCUAACCAAAGGUUGGGAGUUUCAGUUCACCCAGAGGCAGUUUGGAUAAAAGGCCUGGCAAUCUACUUUCGGAAAAUCAGCCACUGAAAACCCUGUGGAACACAGUUCUAUUCUGACACACCUGAGGUCACCAUGAGAUGGAGUUGACUUGACAGCAACUGGUGUUUUUGGUUUCAUGAUGGAAUCAUGAUUGAAACUUUUUUCCCCCAAAAUGAUUUGUUUUCUCUCGAGUAUACCAAACCAAAACCAAAUCCAGUGCCACCGAGUCGAUUCCAACUCAUAGCGACCCUAUAAGAUAGAGUAGAACUGCCCCGUAGAGUUUCCAAGGAGCGCCUGGUGGAUUGGAACUGCCAACCCUUUGGUUAGCAGCCGUAGCACUUAACCACUACGCCCCCAGGGUUUCCUCUCAAGUAUAAACUUGAUUUUAAUGUUACACUUGCAAAUAUACGCAUCCUUUUUGGAAACUCCAGUGGAGUACCUUGACAGCUGGCUGCUCUAGACCCUCACCUGUGCCAGAAAAGGCCCCUUGGUCAGCCUGAACCCUUGAGUCCCGCCAGCUGUCAUCACUGCCCAAGCUCCCUGAGAUUCAGACGCCCUCUCAGGAGGCCUCAGAGGCUUCCUUGCAUCUUGGCAGUUUCCCUAGAUCAAUGACACUUUGCGCACAUGAAAGCUGAAGACGCAGACUCCGACAGAACUUCUGUUGCCUUUUUGCACGUGUUCACUUGUAUCAUUUUCCUUGUUUGUGUGUAGGACAAGCAAGGAUUCUGACUGAGCCAGGUAUGCAGGCUACUCAUCGUAUUCCAAAGUCUUAACACCCCUACCCAUGGUGUUGGAUUUGUAAGGCACUUUAUCUUUUUGUCUUGUGUUUCACUGUGAGCGCCAUCGGCAGAGACGUCAUGUAAUUCUGUAUUUGGCUGUCACUGUUUAUACCUGCAUUAACUUAAUAAAAUUUUCUUUAUUUUGUUCCUCAACGUAUACCAGCAUGUCCAUUUUCUUGUUUUCUACAUGUUUAUAAAAACACUCACAGUUUAAUAUCUCAGUGGGGACAGUUACUUGGAAUAACAGCAGCAACCUCUGUAGUUCAAUUUGUUCAUACUCUGUUUAUCUGAAGCCCCUGGGUGGUACACAUGGUAAAUGUGCUUGGCUACUAACUGAAAGGUUGAAGGUUCAAGUCCAUCCAGAAGUACCUCGGAAGAAAGGCCUGGUGACCUGUUUCCAAAAAAUCAGCCAUGGAAAACCCCAUGGAGCACGGUGCUGCUCUGAUGCAUGGAGGUAGUCUGUGAGUCGAGGUUGGCUCGGCGGCAGCUGGUGGUGGUAGUGGUGUUCACACAGCACCCUCUUGAAUCUGAGUGAUGGGGAAUAGCAAAAGAAUUUAUAUUAAAGAAAAAUUUCAUUCUCCCUCACCCGGUAGCUUCUCUUAGGACCAUCCCAAGAAAAGAGAAUUCUCUCAUCCAAAUUGAAGAUCUGUGGGGGCGGGGGGGGGGAGGUGAGGAGAGGUGUGGUCCUGAGGAGAAUGGAGGGAAAAGAAGGGACUUUCCUCCAUGGGAGCAAAACAGAUAAGUAAACUGGGUGACACAGACCAAUGCAUUCAAAGCUAGAUCUAUUUCAGUCUGCAUGCUCUGAAGGGAAGUGAGAAACCUAGAGCUAAGAUGGGUUGGGGCUUAAGGCUGAGUGCCAGAUGAAGCUCUAAGAAGAGAGGUGGUUUUAAACAAACAUGACAGUACUUAUCCAUUCAAGGGGGUGUAGACCUGUCAGUGUAUCACCCAGCUUAAUGACUGAGUCAUCAGGCUUAGUUUAAAGAGACCUCGUGUGUGUGUGUGUGUGUGUAUGGUAAAGAUACACAUAUAACAAAACAUUUGCCAAUUUGACAGUUUUUACAUGGACAGUCCAGUGACGGUGAUUGUAUCACCAUAUUGUGUAACCAGCACCACAGUCCAUCUUUCCAAAGUGCUCCACCACCAUGAGCAGAAGCUCGUGUCCCCUAAGCAGUGACUCCCUUUCCCCCCUCCCUCACACCCUGGCAAUCACUAAUAUACUCUGACCUCUAUACAUUUGCCUAUUUCAUGUAAAUGGGAGCAUACAUUUGUCCUUUUGUGACUGACUUAUUUCACUCAGCAUGUUGUGUCCAAGGUUCAUCCACGUUGUAUCAUGGAUCCAAACAUCAGUUUCUUAGAUACUUUUGAUCAUUUCUCUGAACCAAAUACUUUCAAAGGAUGGUGAUAACAGUUUCUAAAAAUCUGUGUCAGACUCUAGAUGUUUUUAAAGGAAGAGUAUCAGUAUCUUUGGAGUAAUGAUGGUGAUGAUGAUGACGCUAUAACACUUACUGAGCAGAGUUUGGACAGUGUCCCAGUGCCUCCAUUCUUAGAGAAGAAAAAACCUCAUGAAGUAAAUGGAUUUACCGCAAGGGCUGGGGCAUAUCUCAGUGUAUCAAUCUGAUAUUCUGAUUUUUCUCUGUGUAUUUCCCUCCACCUGUACUCUUUCUCUUUUUGCCUAAGGAUCAUUUUCCUCCCCCUCCCCACCCCCAUGCCAAAACCGAGACAUAGAAAGUACAGUUUUAAUAUGCAGUUCUACUCCUAUUUCCCACGAUUCCAUUGUAAUCAUCUCAGUGGGUCCCAGUUACUCAAUAGGCACCUUCCACAGACCAGGCAUCCUACUGGGCUUUGGGGAGAAGUCAAAGAAAUAGUGAAUGUGGUCCACGCCCUCAUGGAGCUUACGGUCUAACUGAGGAACCAAUACAUAUGUUCAUGAAAAAUGAAGUAGCAAUUCAAGUGUUACAGAACAUAAGACUACCAGAAAAUGUCUCAAGACAAUGAGAAGAGGAGACAGCAAGUGCUGUGAAGUAGAGGCAGGAGAGAAUCCUGGGGACUGAGAAGCCUUCACAAAGGAGGCCAGACUCAACUCAGCUCUGGCGAAUGGAGAAGAUGCCACCACUGAUGGUGUCUCUUGUGGAAAGAAGCUUCCUGUCUUUAUGUAAAGGAUAAAUUUAGCAAAGAAAAUCUGUGAUCCUUUACAUUGCUGGUGGGAAUGUAAAUUGCCAAAACCUCUGGGGAGAGUCAUUUGUUGGUAUCUAUCAAAAUUAUUCACUACCAGUCUGUUGGAUUGUCGUACCGUGUCGGCUUUUAUGUUGCCGUGAUGCUGGAAGCUAUGCCACCAGUACUUCAAAUACCAGCAGGGUCACCCAUGGUGGACAGCUUCCAGCAGAGCUUCCAGACUAAGACAUACUAGGAAGAAAGACCUAGCAAUCUAAUUCCAAAAAUUAGCCACUGAAGACCCUAUGUAUCACAACAGGAUAUUGUCUGAUAUAGUGCUGGGAGAUGAGCCUUCUAGAUUGGAAAGCAUUCAAAAUAUACAGUGGCCACAAAAAUGGACUCAAGCAAACCAUGAAGAUGGCACAGGACCAGGCAACAUUUCAUUCUAUUGUACAUAGGGUUGCCAUGAGUUGGAGCCAACUCAACAGGUUGCCAUGAAUUGGAGCCAACUCAACAGCAACUAAUAACAACAUUAAAAUUAUAAAUGACCUAGCAAUUCUACUUCUAGGAAUUUACCCUACAGCUGUAUUCUCAUAUGUGCCAACUGAAAUAUGUCUAAGGGUAUUCAUUGCAGCUUUAGUCUUAAUAACAAAACACUGGAAAAAACCCAAAUGCCCAUCAAUAGGGAACUGGUAAAAAUAAAUGGUGGUUUAUCCAAACUACAGAAUACUACAUUAGACAGCUACAGAAAUAAAAGAGGAAGUUCUUGCUGUAAUGACAGCAGUUCUCUAAGAUAGAUGUAUUGUCAGUAAAAAAAAAAAAAAAAAAAAGUAGGGUAACCC